AUGAAAAUACGCGACGAACUUUUGCUGUGUUUAGUUUUAAGUCUUGAUUGUAUUAGUAAAGUCAACACCGAAAAUCAACUUGUUAAUCGAAGACGCGGUCCAGACGACUGUCACCCGGUGGUGGUAGCCCAUCGUGGUGCCAGUGGUUAUGUCCCAGAACACACUCUUGGUGCAUAUGCUUUGGCUGUUACUCUAGGUGCAGAUUAUGUAGAACCCGAUCUUGUCAUGACAAAAGACGGCCACCUUAUUGCAAGGCAUGAAAAUUUACUCGACAAAACCACGGACAUUUCUCAACGACCCGAAUUUGCGGAUAGACGUCGCUCUGUAUCUAUAUUAGGGAAUGACGUUCAUCUUGGAUGGUAUACAGAAGAUCUUACAUUGGCUGAAAUCAAGCAACUAAGAGCCAUGGAACCAAACUCGCAUAUUCGUCCAGGCAGUGCUCAAAUGGAUGGUGUUAUGCAAAUACCAACGUUUCAAGAAAUUAUAGAUCUAGUAAAGGGGCUUGAAGUAAGUGUUAACCGCACUAUCGGUAUAUAUCCAGAGCUCAAGCAUGGAUCACAUUUUGAAAGUAUUGGCUUGCCAAUGGAGCAAGCGGUAGUAGACGUUUUUCAUAAUAAUGGAUACAUCGGGCCCAAUGCCCCAGUUUAUAUCCAAUCUUUCGAAGCCAACAGUUUGAAAAAGCUGAAGAAAAUUACGGACCUUAGAUUAUUGCAAUUAAUUUCUCGUUUCCAAUCUUUAACAAAAGACCUGAAAGAAAUUGCCAAUUAUGCUCAAGCUGUUGGUCCAGAAAAGAGUUUGAUAAUUCCUCGGGACUCAAAUAAUAGGCUAGGAGCUUCCACAUCCUUUGUUGUCCACGCUCAUGCAGUGGGACUCAAAGUACAUCCGUACACUUUCCGAGCAGAAAAUGCUUACUUACCUGUAGAGUUUAGAAGUAACGGUUCUGAUAGUUGCUUUGGUAAUCUUUACGGAGAGUUAGAAGCUUUCUUAGCAACUGGUAUAGACGGUUUAUUUAUAGACCAACCGGAUUAUCUGGGACGGUUAAGAAAAUCGUGUUUGUAA
This is a messenger RNA of Leptosia nina, 1059 nucleotides long. The record is from the annotation of a GenBank genome assembly. Lineage: Eukaryota; Metazoa; Arthropoda; Insecta; Lepidoptera; Pieridae.